Schistosoma intercalatum is the source of this 10533-nucleotide messenger RNA. The record is from the annotation of a GenBank genome assembly. NCBI's taxonomy places the organism in Eukaryota, Metazoa, Platyhelminthes, Trematoda, Strigeidida, Schistosomatidae.
AUGGAAGCUGUCAGAGUUAGAAAGCCGAAGUUGAAGACUGAUGAAAUUAUUUCUCGGUUAGAAUCAGUUAUUGUACCUGACGAUCCUCUUCCAGUUGAAGAUGAGGUCUUUACCAGUUCUCAGCCAUCAGUUUCUGAACCCAAUAUUUUAUCAAGAAAUGAGGAUAACGCAGUUCAGUCAAUUUUCUCUUCCGGCGAGUUUCUGGCUCCUAAGGGCUCAAACUGUUUAUACCCUUCCCUGGCCGAACAUUUUGCGACCGACGUAGAAGAAAAUCAAUCAGCUGAUCAUGAAGCUGAAUCGUUUGUUGAAGAUACUCAACAAAACAAAGUCGAAGCAUCUGCACCAGAUCUGCCCAUGAGUUCAUCUGUCGAAGGAGAUUUGGUAUUUGAUAGUUUCCCCCCUCCACUUAGCUCGGAACAUUUGAAAAACUUGUAUAUAAAUCGUUCACUUGAUCUGUUAAAUGAAACAGAAAAUAAUUUUCUCAAAGACUCCGAUUUUGAACUCCUGACAGCCCCGGACUCAAGUGGAUUCAAUAUUCCCGAUGAUCCAUUUUACCUACUUCUUUGUAAAUAUGCCGAUAAUUGGGGAAAAUGGUUACAGGCACUUAAACGUCUAAGCAAGGUGCUUAAAGAAUCGUCUGGAAUGGAAGCGUCAGCCUGGAAAGUGAUGAAACACACCCACAGUGUAGACAGUAAAUGUCAAGACAAGAGAACAGUUUGUCUGAAAUACGAGUAUGAAAAAGCCACAUUGAUUCAGUCUGUACUCAGUGAAUUAAAAGAGACAAGUGAAGUGUCGCAUUGGAUUAUUUUCGAGGAAAUUCCCCUUGUUGCGUAUAAACUAGUUCAAUGCAGAAAUCGUAUUGAAGAAUAUUUAGCAAACAUUUUAACACAGUGUUCAAUUUAUGAAAAUUUGACUUCAUCACAACCGGGAAUAUUGAUCGGUUCAAAAGUUGACUCUGCACAUCUAGUUCAACUAAAUGAAAUGCGAUCAACAUGCUCUAUUCUCUUUGCUUGUUUGCGUCAAUUUUGGUCAAAUCAAUAUGCUGGUCGUACUCAUGAUCCGACAUUUCUCAAACAUUUAUCAAAUUGGUUAAUUUUAACUGCUGGUGUAACUGUUCGUGCUUGUAGAUCGGAAGAUCACAUAUAUAUUUUAAUGCAAUUAUUACGUUUACCAUCACAGUUAAUCAAGUUAUUCGCAUGUUUACUACAACCUCCAGAUCCAAUUAUUGCUUGGGAAAGAACAAAAAAUCUUGUAGAAUUUUUAAAUCAACCAGAAGUUGAACUUAUACUGACAUUAUUUGCAAUUUGUUUACGUCCUGUCCGAGAACGCGCACGUUUUGUUACGCCUGUAAACAUCGGAUCAUGUAAGCAACAGACAGAUUCAUCAUUCAGUCAAAAUGAUACAAUUUGGACAACGGUUGAUUCAGCUGGUGAAAGCGAUAUAGAAGAAGAACCCAAGGGCAUUGAAGUUAACAAGAAGAAUAAAAGUCCCAUCAGUACACAAUAUGAUAUUUGUAUUCUUUUGUCUGAUUAUAAUCCUAAUCUAGAAUCAUGUACAUAUUUAAAUCCGAAGGAUUUAAGCUGUUUGCUUGGUCAAUUAAGAAUUGAACGUGUUUUACAACUCUUAGCUUACGAUUACAUACCAAAAUGUGAAAAUAUUCAGCAUUUUUCAGUUAAUGAAUCUGGAUUCAUGACUUCAAUUGCAUUUGCUGACCGUGUGCUUAGCCUAGUUGAAGCAUGUGAAAAAAUCUAUUCAGACUACGUUCUACCACCAGGUCCACAAACGCAUUUAGGUUCAUGGCGCUCGUUGGCUAAACGACUAGCACGUGUUAUCAGGUUAUUACUUAUAUCAAUUGGAUUUCGUAUACAAACUAUUGUAUAUCAACAACAAUAUCACCAUGUACAAAAUUCCCAACAAUUUGCAUUAAUCUUAUCACAAUAUGAUUCAUUGUGUAUUCGUGCAGUGAAUUGUCUUCUAUUGUCUGGUAGUGGUCUGCCUGACGCUUAUCAAAAAGCUGGUCAACUUACAUGUUGGCGUAAUUUAGCGUGCACACUACCAUUGGGCUUGACCAUGGUUAAAACCAAAAAGGAAUUAUUUUAUAUUCUUUUAAAGUCAAUUUUACAAAAUAAUGACAAAAGUAAUACUCAUAAUAAAAUUAAUGAAGAUUCGGUUUAUACUUUGAUGAAAGAAUAUAUCAUGGAUAAUACUGACGAUUUGGAAAAUGUUUUACCUAAUUUGAUAUUGAAUAAAUUACAUCGUGUUUUAUUAUUAAUGGGAUUUAACGAGCUUGGUCUUUCAGUAGUGAUUAGUGUAUUGGGUAAAUUAGCCUCUUUGGAAUGUCGUCCAAGAAUGAUAUAUAAUAAUAAUAUGCCUACAACGGAACCAGUGAAUACAUCGUAUAGAUAUGAAUUACCUAAAGAUGAAGUUUCACUAAUCAAGUGUAUUAUGCGUAUUAUAUUUGGGUUAUCUGUCUAUCAUAGACCGAAUGAUUUGAUUAAUCGAAAAGACAAGAUUAACAUUAAACAUUCUGCAUCAUCUUCUGAUACUUCGGAUUCUUCCAUUACUGUUCUCUCAUUACUGCCUAUAUCACCAAAAUAUGGAUGUAAGCAAUUAAUCGAAAUGUCGAAUAAACAUCCACAAAUAUGCUUACAUUUACUUUAUAGUCUUAUUAUUGAAAGUGCAUUAGAUUUAACAACGAAUCCAUUAUUAACAUCAAAACUACAUGAUAGAAUAAGUCAAUUGAAUUUAUGCUUUAGUGAUCAGUACGUGCGAGUGGAAGAUAUUUUACUUCAAUUAGUCAUUGAAGCACCAUUUCAUAUUAUGCAACCAAAUAACAAAGAAGUAGAAUUUUUAAUCAAUUCACUUAGUCAUUAUGAAGCGAAUUGUUUUCUACACAAAUUAUGUCGUUUGUUUUUAUCACGUUUCAGCUGGGAUGCAUUCAAGGAUCUUCAGUCACAAGAACCAUUUAUUCCACUCAAAUUGCAUUUGGAUAUGGCUUUGGGAUUAUGUGAAAUUGUAGAUAAACACAUGUCUGAUCUAUCACAUUUUCAUUUAUCUAAAUUAAUUAACCGGAAAUUGGUGUCGAAUGUGUAUAAAUCUGCGAAAUCUUCUGUGAAUGUAUUAACCGCCACCUUGACUGAUCAAUUUCUUUCGUCUUUGCACAUUAGUCAACAACGAUUGCGAAUUAAAUCAAGCGGUUUGAAUAGACUAACACAUGUUGCAUCAGAGUUAUCACGCCGUACUCAUAGUGUAGAAAAUAUCCCCGUUUCAUCAUCAUUCUCAUCAAAUCCUGAUCAGAGUUUAUCCACUAUAAAAGAUAUAAUCGAUUGGGCUGCAGAAUUAUUACUACGCUUAAUUAUUCCCGGUUCAAAAUAUGAUCAGAACUACUUAAUCGGUACAGAUUCGUCCAAACUUAAAGAAUACAUUGAUCAAAUCUGGUUCAAAUUAGAUGCCUUGAUUCAAAAAAAUAAAUAUGAUCAGAAAAAAUCAUUAAGAACAUCAUUAUUGAAUCCAAUCAUUUCGUUUGUAAUGUUAUCAUUACAAACUAUAUAUUCAACAAUUAACAAGAAUGAUAAUUGCGUGAUGCUCACUUCGUCAACUACAAAAGAUUGUAAUUUUUGGCAACCACAAUCACCAAUGUUGAAUAAAUUGUUAAGAUCAAUAUUCUCUUAUAAACAUUUCAAGUUGACAUUACGUACAUUUUUUAUUAUUUGUAAAUGUAUUCCAUCAUUAUACUCUAAUGAAAAUAACCAACCAAUAUUUACAAAUUUAUCAUGGCCAGAAUUAAAAGAAUUAUUUCAUGAUUUAUUUGAUUGUUCAUCGGCAACAGCAUCAUUAUUGUUAUCAUCGGAAAGCGACGAGCAACGACGACAACAACAAUUACAACAGUUUCUACAUAGACUUUAUCAAUUUCCACAAAAUUCAAUUUCGUCAUUUUCAUUAACAUCAUCAUCUUCAAAAACUAUGCCAAUCGAUUUAACAUUAUUUUUCCCUUAUCUCUUAAUUGGAAUGUUUAUAGAAUUGACUAAUUCUAUUCCUUAUUCAUAUUCAUUAAAUAAUAUCAUUAUUAUUAUUAUGAAUAUGUUAUUAGAUUCAAUAGAUUGUUUUAAUCAGUUAUCAGUUAUUCUCUUACUUGAUUUAUUGAUUCAAUUGGAAUAUUGGGAUAGAUUGAAAUGUUUCUUACCGAAUGAACAAUCGAAUCCUUCUGGUGUAGAUAAUUACAAAUUAAAAUCGAAAAUGAUUAAUACAUCAGUUUAUGAGAAUUUCCAGUUUAAAUUUAAAGAAAUUCAAGAACUUCAUACACAAAAUAAAUCUACUGAAUCAUUGCACAACAUAGUUGCUACAUCUUUAGAAACAGCCUAUUCAUGGGCAUGGUCUCAAACGUCAUUUAUUAUAACUUCAGUAAAAUCAAAUUUAGUCAGUUCAUCAUCAUCAUCCUAUCGAAAAGAUAAUACAGUCAAUGUUAAUUGUUAUUCAGAACAGAAUAAAUUUAAAAAUAUUGUACAAUAUGAAUGUAUAUUUAAUAAAAUAAAUUUUCAGAUAAUUCAAACAUAUUUAAAGCAUUCAACUAAUAAUUGUCAAUUAACUCCACCUUAUUGGUUACUUGCAUGGUUACAAUCUAUAGUUCAUAAUGAUGAGACAAUGAAAUCUGAUACUAUUGAAAAUGAAGCAAACUAUCAAUAUUUAAAUUAUUGGAAAUAUAUAACUCCAUUUAUUUCUCUUUAUCAAGAUGAAUUAAUCUCUGCUGGUAAUCAACUAUUAACUAAUAAUUUUCAAUCAACUAGAAAAGAAAUUACUACUAGUUGUCUAUCAACUCCAGUUAAACAGAUUUUACAAAAAAUUCUUUUUGAAAGUGGUCUUGUCCAAUUAAUCUCAUCCAAUCUGGAGUUUCAUAAAACUAAUAAUGAUAACAAUCCACAUAAAGAUGAUUUAUUCUCUGAUCAAAUUUCUGCAUUAACUGAUACAACUAUUGCAUGGAUAUUCAGUCAAUUCAGCCUUAUACAAGGUGUAUAUUUAAUACAUUUAUGUCCCGUGGAUCAUCCAAUAUGUCCACUAUUAAUUCAUAAUGUACUCUGCCAAUUAUUCAAUCUUAUUAGUCCGUCAUCUGUUGUUGAUGCUGACCAACAUUUAACGACUAGACAUGACCAAACUAAUUCUAUUGGUUAUAAUUUGGGUAGUAUUAAGUCAAGGUGUAGUAAUAAUUCAUUUACACCUGGUUUCUUGCUGUUACGCUGUUUACCAGCCUCAUUAUUCAUACACACUGGACAUUCAUCAUAUCUACCAUUAUCGUCAUCUUCACCAUCUUCAUUAUCAUCAUCGCCCUCAUCAUCACUAAACAAACAAGAUUAUCAACAAUCAUUAUUUCAAUUGAUUAUACAAAAAAUUAGAUUGAUUUCAUCAGUAAAUAGUCACUGUCAUUCAAAUAAACCUUCAUUUACACAUGAUUUCAACUGUCUUAUUGAUUUUUUAUGCCAGUCCGAUGUAUUAUUAUCACGUAGUCCAUUUCUAAAUGUAAAUGAUAUUAAAUCCAAUUCGAAGCUCUCACAUUUAUUGGAUCCAGGCUAUCAACGGUCUGUGAUUGAUAUACUAUUGUGUUAUUUCGAUUGGACGUCAUUAACUUCAUUUAUGCAAACAAGUCAGUCAUUAUGGAAUACAUAUCAGUAUAUGCAUGAAUCGAAUAUGAAAGUUUCUAGUGAGAAUGAUAAUGUAAACGUGUUAUCAACAGUAUCACCGGAAUCAAGUGUUUUACGCUUACAAAACAGUGAAUCUCAUGAACGUCGUAUUGAAUUAUCAUGUUCAUCAUCAUUCGAAGUUUUAUUUUCAUCAUCGUCUUUAAUGACCCUACCGUCAUCAAUUGAUCAAUUCCCAAAAUAUAUGAAAGAUACAGUAGAUUCACUACGUCAACAUGCUAAACAAAUGUGUAAUCGUAUUGAAUGUAUUGAAAAGUUACAAAAUGAAUUUUGUACAAAUAUUCUCCCAAAAUUAUAUAUUCCAGUACGUGUCAAUUUACUUCAGUAUGUUGAAUGCCAAUCAAUCCUACCUUCUUGGAUGCCUGGUCAUCAGUCGUGCUCCGGUGGUACUAAUAUUUCAUGUGAAUAUCAAACAGAUGAACGAAAUAAAGAGAUUGAUGAGUUAUAUCAAAUGAACAGAUCUGAUAUUGAUAGAUUAAUUAAUUUGGCACUAGAUGUAUCACGAACUGCAGCCUGUGAUGUUGUAAAUUACAAUGAUUCUUCGUCACUAUCAACGUCCAUCUCACCAGAAGGUGGUAAACAUUCAAAUCUUGGAGUAAAUUGGGCACGUACUGUACUUCAAUUGGAGAAUGCAGUCAGUUACUUGGUACAUAAAUCACGUUUAAUUACCUCUGAAUCAAAAAAUCUCAAUACAAACGCUACACGUGUUUCAUCGGAAUCCUCUUCAUCAUCUUCAUUAUAUCCUUCUUGCGGUCCUACGACUACCACUGCUACUUCUAUCAAUGAUCAGUUAAAUGUAGUACAGAAUAUUGGUUUGCAGUGUUUUCAGCAACUUUGUCAAAAUCUUUCUGGUCCUUUACUUCAGUGUCCAUUAACUAAGCAAGUACUUUCGAAGUGUGUUGGCGAACUUGCAAGUGAGUUUUUAACAAAUUUAUCAACUCAGCAUCAAUUAUUGUUGGAUAUGUUAGUUGCAUUGCCACAUUUAUCAAAUUUAUUAUCAUCAACAUUUAUACCACCGAAUCCAUCGUCAUUAUCAUCAUUAUAUAUAAAUAAUCAAAGUCAACAGCAUCCAUUACUACCUAUUUAUCAACGUUUAAUGGAUAUAAGAUUUCGAUGUAAUGCACAAACUGCUUUAUGUAUUCUGGAAAAAAUUAAUUUCAAAGCAUGGUUUUCAAUUGAAAUUAAACAUUUUAGUCAAAAACAAUGGAAUCAGUUAAUACUUGCUUUAUUCACUUGUAUUGAAGAGACAACCAAUGUUUAUCCAUCAGACAUAAAUUCCACUCGUUCAGAAGAAAAUGAUGACUUGCAUAAGCUUUGUAUUGUACAUUUGAAAGCAUUGUUAACAAACCACUUUCCGGAUAUGUUUGAUCUAGCAUUCAGAUUAUUGUUACAAAACCUUAGUAACCCUAAAUAUCUCGACAUAUGGAUAUUGUUUCAAGAUUUACUGAUCGCUGAUAUAAGCACUAAUUCUGGCUCUACAAGUCUGUCCAUUGAACAAUUGACUCAAUUACUCAAUCAUGUACACAGGCGAUUGACCUCGACUGUUAAUUCUUCACCAGUGACAUCUUUAUCACCAUUACGUGAUACACAAAACGUUUUAAUCGAUGAAUGUUGUUCAAUGUUACAAAAUAACUCGUCUCAAACUAUACAAAUGAUUAUUCAUUUUCUAAUGAUACUAGCUUGUCAAUUGUGUGAAAAAAUCGGAUGUUGCAUAUUACAUAAUCAUUUAUCUAUACAAAAUGGUCAAUCAAUCAUUAUAGACAUGUUAAUACAAGUUUUUGGUUGUAUUCUACAAAAAUGUAUAACAUUGUAUUAUAAUGGCAAAGUGAAUAAUCCCACUGAAUCAAGUACAACUUCAUCGUCAUCUACAACAAUACAAACGUCAUAUCAAUUAUCAUCAUCAUCAUCUUUUAUUGUGUAUGCAAAAUGUUGUUUGAAAGGAUUCUCUGAAUGUCUUAAUUCUGCUAUUAAAGUUUGCCCAACUGAUGAUAAUCCAAUUUGGUCAAAUCAAUUAAUCAAUUUAUUUGUAAUAUGGUUCACUUCAACAACAUGCAUAUUAAAUAAUUUCGGCGAUAAUUUAAAGAUGGUACCAGUUACUUCCACAUCGUCUACUACCACCAAUUUAUGUAAACAAGAUAUACGUAAAAUUUCAUUACCUCUUCUACUUUAUUUGUCCAUCAAUCAGAAAGAACAGGAUGAUGACAGUGGUGAUUUUAUUCAAAAUAAUGAUGAGAAGGAAUUAAUGCUAUCUAAAUGGUGUUUGUCAUUGAAUUCAUAUAUAUGGAAGCCAAAUUUAGACUGUUUAGAUUCAAUGAUCAUGCUACUUUUGAACUGUGAUAAUUUUGUCAAUCGUCAAUCAAUUAAAGAAUUGGCAUCAAAUUUUCUGGUCUACCUACUUUCUAAUGUUCAGUGGUGGUUCGAUCAGAAUAGCUCAAGUAGUAAUCAAUCAAUUAAUGUACCAGCACAACGUCCCUGGCUCAUUAGCCAAUCGAAUACAUUACAUUUGGAAAAUUCUAUGAUUAAAAUGGACGAAGCAUAUGUUAAUUCAUUAACAUUUUUAAUUGUAUUAAUUGCUCCUAACUUACAGACAAAUGAUAUUAACAAAGAUAUAAAAACUCAACUGAAAAUUAUCAUGGAAAAUAUUCAAAGUUCAUUAGAUUUAUCCAUAGUUAGUGAGUCGUGUUAUGUAUUUAUUCUAUCGUAUUUAACUGAACAACGUAUACCAGCUUACUAUGUACUUAUGCCGCCGACAACUAUGGAAGGACGUUUAUUUGGUUUGUUAGCGGCAGCUGGAGGUAUGAUUUCCAAAUCUUCAGAUCUAUUCACUUUCACACAAAAUUCUUCAUUUACAAUCAAAUCAUCAACAACUGGACUUUAUCCAAAUAUUCAUAAUUUGUCAUCAAAUGAUUAUAAAUCAUCCAAUGUGAAUAUUUCAUUACAUUCGAAACGUUCAGCUUAUUUACGUAAAAUCACCAGUCUUUUAGGAUAUUCUAUAUUAUGUGAUAAACCUUUACCAUCGAAUGAAUUAGACGAUUUACUUAUGUUAGAUAAUUUUUUGAGUUCAUUCAUCAAAACUCAUAUGCUAUCAUCAUCAUCAUCAUCAUUACCUUUAUCAUCAACAUCAAGAACUGAUUCAUCAAUAUUCUCAGUUGUUUGGAAUAGAAUGUCAUCAAUAAUGCUUAAUUUAACUAAUAAUUUAAAUCUUAGUACCAGUUCAUCGGUAACAACAAUUUUAUCAUCACCAACUUCUACAGAUAAUGAUUCACUAACAAAAUCCCAACUACAUUCUUCACAAACUGUUAAAAUCUUAACCUGGUUACGUAUAUGUAAUUUGUUAUCUGAAUUAGAAUCUGUAUCAGGUCAAAUUGGAUGGCAAAAAUCCACUUCACAAGAAUUUAAACAAAUUGUCGAAUUAUGUAAUGAAAUUAUUUUAUUAAUAAAUCGUUCAUGUUCACGUGUAGAAUUUUUAUCUAAAUUGGACAAUUCCAAACUUCAUCAUCCUCAUCAUCAUUAUCCUUUAAACCAUAAUAAUAAACAAGAUCAUAAUCUUAUCUAUAAAAUACCAGAUUAUUUUAUUCAUGCAAUUAUUUAUUGGUUAUUAAAUAAUUUAACUAUUAAUACACAAAUCAAUAAUAAUAAUAAUAAUAAUAAUAAUAAUAAUAAUAAUAACAAUAAUAUGAUUCUAUCAAUGAAUAGUAAUACAAAUAUUAUUACUACUAUUAUGCCACAUUCAAUAAAUGCAUGUUUAUCAAAACCAUUAAUUUAUAGUUUAUUAUCAAUGAAUUCAUUAUUAGAUCAAGAAACAUCUAGUCGAUUUGUACAAUUAUUAAAUGCAACAAUUUGGUCUGUUAUUGAUAAUGCUCCUAAUGAAAUUUCGCCAAAAGAUCGUUUCUUUGGUAUAUGUGAAAUUUAUUCACAUAUUUAUUUCUUACAAAAUAAAUUAGAUUUCCUACAUUCUGAUUUAUUUAUAUCUAUGUGUAUACAGAAUAGUUUACAUUUACCAUUACUAUUUAUCAUAUUAUGUCGAUUAAAUUACUUAUAUCGGUCGAUGAAUAAUAGUACAUUGUCAAUCAUUCAUGAAGAACAUAAUAUGAUUAUUGCUGAUAGUAUGCAUUGGCUACAUUCUAUAGGAAUUUACUAUAUGAAUGGAAUUGAUGAUCGAUCAUUUCAACUUAACGGAUGGAUAUUAUUCUUAAAUUUUAUUAUUCAAUUAAUAUCUACAUCAAAAAUAAAUUUCUUCAAUAAUGAAUCAUGUUGUUUCAACCAUCCAGCAUGGUGUUCACAACGUUCUAAUCAUCAUGAUAUUCCUAAUAAUGAUGAUAUUUGUUCAUCUGAUUUUCUUUGUAAACGUUUAUCUGGAAUUUUAAAUGAACUCAGAAAUGCAAUAAUGGUAAGAUUGAAAAAGAAGAAAAUAAAUUUAGCUGAGGAAAAAAUUGUACAACUUAAAAAGCUAUGCACUUUUAUAGAAUGCCUAUGUUGUAUUCUUGAAGCAUGGAUGAUUAGUACUCAUUCAGUUGGAUUGUUGAAUUUAGAGAGAUUAAGUUGUUUAGCACCAUCAAAUGAAUCUUCUGACGGUGCCAGAACUGAGGACAUUACAAAUAUGGAAGAGGGUAGUUCAAAAGAAUUGAAACAAUAUACCUUUGUUACUCAAGAUAAAUCAGUUGAUAAUACAAAUCCAACAGCUUCUAUAAUUUCUUCUCUUCUUAUACGAUUGAAAUCUAUUACAUUAAUUGAAGCUUAUCAAUAUUUGUGCCUUCAAUUUUGGACUGAUCUUAAACCAUAUGUUAAACAAAUUUUACAAAAUUCUUCAUUUACAUCACAAUUAUCGUCGUUACGAAUAUAA